UAGGUGAGCUGAAAAUUCGGUGUUAAGCUCAUGGUUACCUGUCAGCUGGGCCCCUAUCCCCAACCUUUAGAGCAGGAUUGGUGGCAAGGGGGCGCAGUGAGAAGAUGGGUAGUGGGCCCCAAAUGGCCGCGCCUCAGCCAGGCAUUUGGUUUCGUCGUGGCUGUGCCCGAUGCUCGUGGGUAAGGUUCAUUCCGGCGCACUGCCAGAGGCGCUUACUUGGACUCCGAUGCUAGCUGUGACAGCUAGUAGCCCAGAGCUAGCAGCACCAGCGCGUCAGAUCGGCCGCGGGCCCUAUUUGCACUUUGAGAAAUUGUGGAACGCGUGAUUUUAUCACGCGGCGCCCCCGCCGCCGGCUGGUGAGAUAGGCCUCGUAGCCCGCGUGCUUGAUCGACCCGUGCCGUUCCCACUCGACCCGUCCGUGGACUUGGACCUCGCGACAGACACAUGGCGGCGCCACGUGCAAGGGCCCUUCGCCACGAUUGGCUGCGUCGGUCAGGCUGCCCCCGGUCAUACGAUGCCCCCAGCCUGCGGCCGCAUGGACGCCUCCGCCAGCGCCAUCCCCACCGCCGCCGCGCCCAACAAAGCCCGUGCGCCCCGCUCCCGCGCCGCAGACAGCACGCUCAGCCCUGCGCGUCAACUCCCGCCGACGACGGUCGCCCAAGGAACAGACCCCCGCGAUGGAUCUCAACGAGGAAAGCGCGCCCAGCGGGGUCCUCUUCGAAGAGGAUGUGCCUGAGCAGGAAGCCAAGAUGGCGAACGGAGGGCCGAAGAAGGGCAAGAAACUCGAAGAACCCUACCGGCUCGAAAUUGUAUGGUUCAAUGUCCUCUGGUUUGUCCUCCUCCAUGCUGGUGCAUUGUACGGUGUAUAUCUCAUCUUUGCAUCUGCCAAAAUCUACACAACAUUAUAUGGCUUCUUGCUGUGCGAACUGUCCCUGCUGAGCAUCACCGCGGGCGUCCACCGCCUGUGGGCCCAUCGCGCCUACAAGGCCAAGUGGCCCCUGCGCCUCACCCUCAUGAUCCUCAACCUGCUGGCGUACCAGAACUCCAUCUACGAGUGGGCGCGCGACCACCGGGUGCACCACAAGUUCAGCGAGACCAACGCGGACCCCGUGAACGCCAAGCGCGGCUUCUUCUUCUCGCACGUGGGCUGGCUGCUGUGCCGCAAGCACCCCGAAGUGCGCGCCAAGGGCGGCCGCAUCGACCUCAGCGACCUGGAGCGCGACCCCAUCGUCAUGUUCCAGAAGAGGCAUUAUUACAAAUUGGUGCCGUUCGCUUCCUUCGUGAUUCCAACUCUCAUUCCUAUGUAUUUCUGGGGAGAGACGCUGUCUAAUUCUUGGUAUGUGGCGACUAUGUUCCGAUAUUGCCUCUCUCUCAACCUUACAUGGCUCGUCAACAGUGCGGCUCACAUGUGGGGCAACAAGCCAUAUGACAAGAACAUCAAUCCUGUUGAAAACCUUGCUGUCGCCAUUGGAAGCUUGGGGGAGGGAUGGCAUAACUUCCACCACGUUUUCCCUUGGGACUACAAGACAUCAGAACUCGGCAACUACAGCCUCAAUUUCACAAAUGCCUUCAUCGACCUGGCUGUCCUCCUUGGGUUGGCGUACGACCUCAAGACCGUCCCAGUCUCUAUGAUCAAGACUCGCGUAGGACGCACCGGUGAUGGCAGCCACGAUGUGUGGGGUUGGGGAGACAAAGAUCUCCCGAAAGAACUUGCAGAUCAAACUAUGAUCGAAAACAGGAAAACGGAGUAGUGUAAUGCAACAAAAACCGCACCAUAUCAAAUUUCUGUGACUGUGAAACAUCCAUCAUUGUGUUCAACCAAAGAAGUGUAGGACUAUUAUUGUUUGUAUGGUGUGGAUUGACAAUGCUGAAGACUCAGAGUUGUACAAGGGACGAUGAAAAAACAUCUUUGCGCCCUCAUUAUUAAUUGUGAUAUUAAAAUAGUUUGUGCAACGAGAAGUUAACGUCAGCUAUGAGGGUAAGGUGGCAAAGUGAAGGUGGUUCGGUGACGAAAUACUUUUUAAGAUAUUAUCAACAAUUAAAUUCAUUUGAUUCAUUUAUCUUAUGAAUGUUUGACUGACGUUAUACGUUUCUAAUGUAUGUAAAUUUAUAAUAAAGAAUUGUGUGCAACUACAUAUA
Molecule: messenger RNA, 2139 nt
Organism: Gryllus bimaculatus (two-spotted cricket)
Lineage: Eukaryota; Metazoa; Arthropoda; Insecta; Orthoptera; Gryllidae
Source: the annotation of a GenBank genome assembly